UAAACCUCUCUAAAGCCCUCCGCUUGGAUCAAGUAACUUGAAAAUUUCCGAGUCUCAUUUUCCAGAACCGAAAAGUCCUAACCCUAAGUUCCAACAGUUAUCGCCCGUCUACUUCGAUGGCGUCCCGCUGUAGAUCUCUCUCACAACCUACAAUCUCUUUCCUCAAAUCGACAUUCACCAAACCCACCCUUAGGCCCAAUUCCGCACCUUUUCUUCCCACACUCAAGCCCAGCUCUUCACUCUCCGUUCCGAGGUCGAUUCCUCCAUUGGGUGCUCUUCAAUCUCUGCUUCCUCUCCACACAGCGGUUUCUUCGGCUCGGCUCACCUCGUGCCUCGGAGGUGAUUCGAGCAGCUCGAGGUCGUUGUCUCAGGAACUAGGUCUCAGUGUGCCGCGAUAAGAGCUUGAAGUUUAAUAAUAGUGAGUGGUAGAUGGAUCAGUCAUGUUACUCUUCUUGUGCUGCAUGCCCUUUUCACCAUCUGUUAAGAAUCAUUUUUGUCAGUUCUGUGUGGCUGGAAUAUGGCCGCAUCAAUUCGAUUCUCUGGCCAUAUUGUUAUUGCUAGAAUUCUCGAGAACUUCUGUUGAAUUGUCUUAGCAAGGGUUUUAUUGCAGCAUCAAUGUAACACAAUACCAUUUUACUGGUGGUCAAUAAAAAUCCUUUGCAAUGUGGUUUCUUGA
Juglans microcarpa x Juglans regia is the source of this 676-nucleotide messenger RNA. RefSeq names its product protein NONRESPONDING TO OXYLIPINS 2, mitochondrial. The coding region runs from base 117 to 398 and encodes 93 amino acids. The transcript has 3 exons. NCBI's taxonomy places the organism in Eukaryota, Viridiplantae, Streptophyta, Magnoliopsida, Fagales, Juglandaceae. The record is from RefSeq and is a predicted model, not a curated record.